Trichobilharzia szidati is the source of this 558-nucleotide messenger RNA. NCBI's taxonomy places the organism in Eukaryota, Metazoa, Platyhelminthes, Trematoda, Strigeidida, Schistosomatidae. The record is from the annotation of a GenBank genome assembly.
AUGCCAAGUACUUCUAGUCAGUUUCCUGGUUCAUUACCGCACGUGACACAACCAUUGAUUCCAGCUUGUCCAAAUCAAAUGCCUCACCCUCAAAUUCUAUCCCCAGAUUCUACAAUACUAAAUGUUAACUCCGAGAAUAACAUCUGUCCUAACGAAUCAAGACCAGUGGAAUGUCGUCUCGGCGAUUCACCUGAUACCUCUUUCGACUGCAGACUCAGUCAGUACACAUUUCCUGAAUCGAGUGCACUGUUAGAGAUACCUUUACCUUCAUAUCACAUAGACGAUUCUGAUUCCCCCAACAAGAGUAUAGAUCUGGGCAGUCCAUCGCACCAAUUGUCAGAUGAUUUUGACAACAAAGAUUGGCGAGCAAAUGAUGUUGACUUUGGUCCAUGCAAAGAAGAGUUUGGUGACUCAGUUUCCUUAGCUUUCGAUUCCAGUUCCGGUACUCCAUCCAGAAUUGAUGACAGCCUUUUCGACCCAGCAUAUGAUGCUGGUGAUCUAAUGCAUCACUUCACUAUGGAUAAACAUCCAGGUCUCCAGCUCACCAUAAGCCCAUAG